AUGGCCUCAGGCGUGGCGCCGUGCGAAGAUCUUAUUGUCGCCGAUGUCUUUGCUCCUCAGACAAUCGAGAAUCUGGAUGACUCUCGAGAUUUUACUUCCACUGGAGAAAUAGACCAGCCUGCGUCUUUGGGUAGCGGAAAUAUUAGUACUGGAUUUCUUAUCACCACCGAGGCCAGUCCAACUAAGGCUUCACGGGCUACAGGUCCCUGCCCGGGAAAGGACGGCGAAUUUGCAUCUGCGGGAAUAUCCAACCUAAAAAAGAAAUUGAGAAACAAACGUACCCAGAAUUCCCGGGGACGUCAGCACCUGCUUACUGACAGCGAUAUCGUUGGCUCUCCAAACCAGUUGCCUGCGAUCACUAAGAUGAAUAUCUUAUCUGGCCCUUCAACACCAAAUGGGGGAAUUAGUGCGCUAAGAGCCCAGCUCGAGGCAGUCAGCCUAACAGGAAGCCGACCACCAUCAAGCAAUGCAAGUGCUGUCGAGUCGGAGACCGAAACCAGUUGUGCCAGCGUGGCAUCAGAUAGCGACCAGACUGAGACAUAUGAAGUUCACCUAGAACAUGAUUUUGUUAGCUACGAUACUCAUGUCGGGAAGGUAGCUGAAGAUGGUUUUACACAGCCGGAAAAGCAGAGUUUGCUGUGUAGGAAGAUGACAGCUGAAGACUUUGAACCUCUGACAUGUCUGGGAAAAGGCACUUAUGGAACCGUCCUCUUGGUCCGACAUAAAUUAACGGGCGCUCUUUAUGCCCAAAAGCAGUUUCAGAAGGCAUCCCUUACUGUGCACAAGAAGCUAGUUGAGCAGACGAAAACCGAACGGGCUAUUCUGGAGAGCGUCAACCGCUACCCAUUCAUUGUCAACUUGUAUUAUGCGUUCCAAGACCAUGAGAAACUUUACCUCAUCCUCGAAUAUGCUCAAGGUGGCGAGCUGUUUACUCACCUGGCAAUUGAGCGCAUGUUUUCUGAGGAUGUCGCCGCUUUCUACAUGGCUGAGCUUGUUCUUGCACUGGAGCACCUCCACGUUAACAUUGGAGUUAUCUAUAGAGACCUCAAACCCGAGAACUGCCUUUUGGAUGUAGACGGCCAUCUUCUACUAACCGAUUUCGGGCUCAGCAAAGUGGCUGUUGAUGGCGAUGAUCGUUGCAAUUCGUCUCUAGGAACCGUUGAAUACAUGGCACCUGAGGUUAUCCAAGGCAAACCAUAUGGUAAAGCAUGCGAUUGGUGGUCUUUAGGUGCAUUGGGAUUCGACUUACUUACUGGAUCUCCGCCGUUCAAAGGAAACAACAAUGCAAAAAUUUCAGAGAAGAUUCUUAAGCAGAAACUAGUCGUCCCCUAUUUUAUCGGCCCAGAUGCGAAGGAUUUGCUGAUACGAUUGCUUCGUAAAGAACCCCAUAAACGCCUCGGCUAUCAUUUGCAGAAGGACAUCAAAACCAUCAAGAGCCACCGAUUCUUCCGCAAAAUCGAUUGGAAGGCUCUUGAGAGGCGUGAACUUGAUCCGCCGAUUAAGCCUGUUGUAACGGAUCCAGCCCUAGCUGAGAAUUUUUCUGUGGACUUUACCGGUCUCUCUCUAGGCCCCAUUGUGGCGAAAGGCGACUUUUGUGGGAGACAGGGAAAAGAUGAGGAUAUGCUUUCCGUGGAUAGCCCAGUUGGUGGUGCAUUGCCAAUGGAGUCGGUGCCGUCUUAUGAUGAUCCAUUUGGUGGUUUCAGUUUUGUGGCCUCAAGCAGCCUGCUUGAUCAUGAGUAUCUUGGGCGAGCAUACCCAGCUUGA
This is a messenger RNA of Ophidiomyces ophidiicola, 1764 nucleotides long. RefSeq lists its product as uncharacterized. The transcript has a single exon. Bases 1 to 1764 code for a protein of 587 amino acids. Gene Ontology annotation, molecular function: protein serine/threonine kinase activity; ATP binding. The record is from RefSeq and is a predicted model, not a curated record. Gene Ontology annotation, biological process: protein phosphorylation. NCBI's taxonomy places the organism in Eukaryota, Fungi, Ascomycota, Eurotiomycetes, Onygenales, Onygenaceae.